This is a messenger RNA of Nycticebus coucang (slow loris), 1761 nucleotides long. Its product is annotated as retinol dehydrogenase 16-like. Bases 1 to 1329 code for a protein of 442 amino acids. Gene Ontology annotation, molecular function: oxidoreductase activity. The transcript has 4 exons. Lineage: Eukaryota; Metazoa; Chordata; Mammalia; Primates; Lorisidae. The record is from RefSeq and is a predicted model, not a curated record.
AUGGAAUGUGCAGAGGCAGGUCUCACCCCUGAGUGUAGAUGGAGUGGUAAAGUGUCAUCAUGUGCAGGUGUGUGCUGGUGUGGACACCUGUGCGGGCACAGCGGGGCAGAGAGACAUCGGUGGGGCAGGGAAGCAUUGCUGAGUAGUGAUGUUUUCUAUAGGGCAGGACUAGAUGUUUCCAUGGGCGGGUGCCAGUGUGUGAAACAGCAGGACAAAGGGCAGGGAGGUGUGGCGGAAAGUGAGGACUUCAUGCCAGAGAGCCUGGAGGCUGGUCUCCCAGCCCCCAUCCGCUGUGUUCUUAAGUCCUCCUAUCUGAUCACUGCCACACUCUCCUUACACUCUAGUGCGUGUGUGUGUGUCCACCCCCAAGCCAUGUGGCUGUACCUGGCGGCCCUCGUGGGCCUGUACUACCUGCUGCGCUGGUACCGGGAGAGGCAGGUGGUGAGCCACCUCCGAGACAAGUACGUCUUCAUCACGGGCUGCGGCUCAGGCUUCGGGAACCUGCUGGCCAGACAGCUAGACACCAGAGGCUUCCGGGUGCUGGCCGCGUGCAGGACAGAGGAGGCAGCCGAGCAGCUGAAGGCCCAGACAUCACACAGGCUGGAGACGGUGACUCUGGACGUCACUAAGACGGAGAACAUUGCUGCAGUAACCCAGUGGGUGAAGGAGCGUGUAGGGGAUGGAGGACUCUGGGGCCUGGUGAAUAACGCUGGCACCGCCUGGCCCACAGCCCCCAACCAGUGGCUGACGAAGCAGGACUUUGUGACAGUACUGAACGUGAACCUGCUGGGGAUGAUCGAGGUGACUCUGAGCCUGCUGCCCUUAGUGAGGAAGGCCAGGGGCCGCGUGGUCAAUGUCUCCAGCAUGCUGGGCCGGGUGUCACUUUUUGGAGGUGGCUAUUGCAUCUCCAAGUAUGGUGUUGAGGCCUUCUCGGACUCCCUCAGGAGGGAGCUCGCCCACUUUGGGGUGAAGGUGGUUGUGAUCGAGCCUGGUUACUUCGAGACAAACAUGACCAACAGUAAAAGAUUUACGCAGAUGACCCAGAAGAUUUGGGACCACGCCAGCCCUGAGAUCAAGGAGAUCUAUGGCCAAGAGUUUCUGGCAUCCUACCUCAAACUAUUAUCUGCAAAAGGUAGGACCACAGGCAACCUGAAUCUGUCUGCGGUGACGGACUGCAUGGAGCAUGCGCUGACCGCCUGCCACCCCCGCACCCGGUACUCAGCUGGCUGGGACGCCAAGCUUCUCUACCUCCCCCUGAGCUACAUGCCCACCUUCCUGAGAGAUGCCAUUGUCACCUGGGGCCUCCCAAGGCCAGAAAAAGCCCUGUGAAGCCACGUCUGGGUGUGGAGAGCAGGCUUUGAGGCAGUGGGGCCCCUACAACCUGGGGAACAUUCAGAGAAUGACCCCCCACCUGCCUCUCCUCCUUCCCCUAAACAACAAUAUUCUUUUCUGCUGGAAGUCAUGAAGCACAUUAUUUGUCUAGUUAAUCUUUAGGAGCUAUGCAGAAAUUCUUAUGAUCUUUCCAUUUUUACCUUUUAACAUAUGUUAACAAAGUUAGGGAGAAACUAUUAAUAGGAAGAUUUGUUUUUGAGAAAAGUUACUUACAUUUUCCAAUAAUAGUAUAAAACCAAAAAUAUGUCUUUUGUCUAUGCUACUUCCCCCUAAACAACCCUGCUGAGAUACUAGAAAAUAAAGCUGAUUUUGUGUUUUGGUGCCGGCCGCAGUCACCAGCUGCAUCAGAACUCCCGAACACAUCUUUCA